Molecule: messenger RNA, 1027 nt
Organism: Ruditapes philippinarum (Manila clam)
Lineage: Eukaryota; Metazoa; Mollusca; Bivalvia; Venerida; Veneridae
Product: myosin heavy chain, skeletal muscle-like
Exons: 5
Coding region: 1-540 (179 amino acids)
Biological process (GO): actomyosin structure organization; peptidyl-threonine phosphorylation
Cellular component (GO): cytoplasm; cytoskeleton; myosin complex
Molecular function (GO): protein serine/threonine kinase activity
Source: RefSeq, a predicted model, not a curated record
AUGUUCCCUAAUCCUACCUUAAAAUUGAGUUUUCGUCAAUCUCUUGAAUCUCAAGUGAAAGACCUCACAGGUCGUCUUGAUGAAGCUGAAACAGCAUCUUUGAAGUCUGGACAGAAGGCAGUUGCAAAGCUGGAAAUAAGGGUUCAGCAAUUGGAAAGUGAAUAUGAAGCUGAGCAGAGACGUCAUGUUGAAACUCAAAAGAACGCACGAAAGGCCGACCGACGCUUGAAAGAAUUGGCAUACCAAGUUGAGGAGGACAGGAAGAGCGCGGAAAUAUUACAAGAUCUUGUUGAUAAACUUCAGACAAAGAUUAAGACAUACAAACGCCAAGCUGAAGAAGCAGAGGAGGUCGCAGCUAUUAAUCUCGCCAAGUUCCGUAAGGUUGCCGAAGAGCUUGAGGACGCUGAGUCACGUGCUGACUCCGCUGAAAACAUGGUGUCUAAAUUCAGGGUACAGAGUAGAAGUUUCUCUGCAGCUGCAGCCACAGGCAGUAGUAGCCAUACUGUUAUCAAGACAUCAUUCACCAGCGCAGAAAUGUAAACAAUUUUUACACUUAGAGGAAAAUAGCUAUGUUGCCCACAGCUUGACCCUUUACCUGUGCAAUCACUUCGUCUUGUGAGGGUGAUGACAUUAAAUUCCUGGAGAAAACGGCAAACCAGUUGUAGAUUCUGUUUCCAUGACUACACUCCUGUAUUCUCGUGUUAUGAACUUGUGUUAUUUUUUACUUAUAUUAACAUAGAAAACAAGUGUUAUCAGUGGAAUAGUUUAAAAUAUUGUGGUUUUGGACUGUUUUAACAGGUACAUUACGUAACAAGUUGUUUGGAAGGUACAGACAGACAGACAGACACUUGAUAAGAUCCUAUAAUAGGAUCGUCAAUGAUCCCUCAUUGGGCGAAGAACUAGCUGUAGAAUAUUAUAUGUAGUUGUAGAGUUUGUGAUAAAAUUUGUAGUUGUGUAUUUGCUCGUCAACUGUUUCUGUAUUGCUAGCAUGGUAUUAAAAAAAUAAUGAAAUGUACAAGAAAACGAA